This is a messenger RNA of Oreochromis aureus, 3410 nucleotides long. Its product is annotated as glutathione hydrolase 5 proenzyme-like. Lineage: Eukaryota; Metazoa; Chordata; Actinopteri; Cichliformes; Cichlidae. Gene Ontology annotation, cellular component: plasma membrane. Gene Ontology annotation, molecular function: glutathione gamma-glutamate hydrolase; leukotriene-C(4) hydrolase activity. The record is from RefSeq and is a predicted model, not a curated record. Bases 186 to 1952 code for a protein of 588 amino acids. The transcript has 12 exons. Gene Ontology annotation, biological process: leukotriene D4 biosynthetic process; inflammatory response; glutathione catabolic process.
AGCGUCAAAUGAGGUAGCAGCUACCUCUGCUUACCAAUGAACACGUCUGCGCCACGCUGCGUCUAUCAGUACCCACACAGCGGAAAUAUGUGCGCAACACGUAGCUGUGCUGUCUGGGGAAUCAACAAGCGGUAAACUUUAAGAGGAAGGGAACUACUGACUGUUUGGCAGAGAAGAAAACAGCAAUGUCUGAGUCAGACGAGGAGUGUUGUACUUUCCGCACCAGCAAGAACACUGAGGGGGGAAAUACGUCUCCUAAUAGCCCCAAGGGGGCUACGGUGACACUACGUUGCUUCUCUUGUCCCGAAAAAUGCUCCCCAAACGGUCGCUUCAUCUGUUGGAUCUGUUGUUGUUUUUUUGCAGGUUGUCUAAUAGUUGGUGUUAUUUGGUUAGUGGUAUGGUCGACGGACGACGACGAGGACCCUAAUUGCCUUUUCUCACAAGCUGCAGUGGCCGCAGACUCCGUGAGUUGUUCGGAGAUUGGACGGGACAUUCUUCAGAAAGGUGGCUCUGCAGUAGAUGCUGCCAUUGCUGCGCUGCUGUGCACCUCCGUCAUCAACCCACAGUGCAUGGGGAUCGGAGGCGGGGUCAUAUUCACUGUGAUGGACAGAUCCGGUAAAGUGAAAAUCAUCACCUCCAGAGAGACUGUCCCCAGCAAUGUGACCUCUGACCUGCUUAAGUUGUGUCAUAACAGCACAGAGUGGACGCAAGAUAGCAGAUGGAUUGGGGUUCCUGGGGAAAUUCGAGGUUAUGAAGCGGCACACCGGCUUUAUGGGAAGUUACCGUGGGCCGACCUCUUUCAGCCAACCAUCAAAUUAGCCAGAGAAGGAUUCCCCAUUCCUCACUACCAAGGUCAAUACAUCCAACGCAUUAAUAAUACGUCAAUACGGAAGUUAUAUUUAGAUAAAAAUAAGAACCUGCUUAAGACUGGUGAUACUGUGAAAUUUGAGAAACUGGCUGACACUUUGGAGAUGAUCGCAAACGAGGGACCAGAUGUGUUUUACAACGGAACAAUAGCGAAGAAUUUAACCAGUGACAUACAGAACGAAGGAGGAAACCUCACAAUGAAGGACUUGGAAUUGUAUGAAGCUAAUGUGACUGAUGCGUGGAAUAUUUCUUUGGGAGAGUAUCAAAUGUACUUCCCUCCGCCCCCUGCAGGAGGAGCCAUCCUCAGCUUCAUCCUCAACAUCAUGAAAGGAUACAGAAUGAAUUCAGAACCUAAGACGACUGAUGAAAAGAUUUUGUUUUAUCACCGUUACAUUGAAGCUUUAAAAAUUGCCAAUGAAUUAAAGACAAAUAUUAGUGAUCCAAACUUCAGCUCAGAUGAAACGGCAAAGAAACUGACAGAGGAUAGUUUUGCAGACAACAAACGAAGCGAGAUCAGCAGCGACAAGACUCGUGAUCCUGGCAUCAACUUGUAUCGGCACAGCAUCGGCACCACACAUGUAUCUGUAGUGGCUGCAGAUGGAUCUGCUGUGUCUGUCACCAGCAGCAUCAACGACGAAUUUGGCUCCAAGGUCCUCUCUCCAAGCACUGGAAUCAUUCUCAACAACCAGCUGUCUGACUUCUGUGGUAGAGCUAAUAGCUUCUCUCCUGGGGAGCGGCCUCCCUCCAAUAUGGCCCCAUCUGUGCUGAAGUCUCUGUCGAAGACGCUGGUGAUUGGAGGGUCUGGUUCUGAAAUGAUUCCACCGGCAGUGGCCUCGGCGCUCAUGAACCACCUUUGGUUUGGAAAGAGCCUUAAGGAGGCAAUUAUUACUCCAGUUGUUCUUGUAGACUCUAAAAGUGAAGUAAAACUUGAAUCCAAGCUUGAAAAGGAUGUAGUUGAUGGUCUUGAAGCUCUGGGACAUAAAAUAGCAAAAUUCUACAACACAGUUAAUGCUGUGGAAAAGGCGGGCAGCUGUAUCUCUGCAUGGUCUGAUGAAAGGAAAAACGGCAAAGCAGCUGGUUACUGAGACCAAGAGUCAGUGAUGUCAGUUAUACAGCAUGGUGUUAAGGUUAUGGACACUGCUGUAGCUACAACACUGGUAAAGGGUUAGGGUUAUUUUCGUCUGUUAACUGAUAGUACAUACAUGCUUUACUCAUGUGUCUUAAAAACGUUUGUAAUAUUGAGAACUUAAUGCAACGAUCAGAUCAUUUACAUCCCAAAUUUAAUGCAAAAUUGUGCAAAGAUAGCAAUGUAAAAACUAGAAAUUUAACAAAAAAUUUAACAUUUUUAGGGAAUGCUGUUGAUAUCCGCCUCAAUUUUUUUACAGUCAAUAUGACCUUUUAAAUAUUUGUUCAUUUUGGGUUUUGACUAAACAAGGAAACAGUUUUCAGGUCGAAAAGUUGAAGCCCAUGUCUACUUUUCUUCAACCUGCAUUCUUUCUAAACAGCAGGCCAGCAGGUUGAGACUGACUGCAAAAAUUUUGUUUAUAGUAAACAAUUCAUAUUUUCAAGUCUCAUCAAAUUCAUGUUUACUUUGCAAAUUUUAGCCCAGUGGAUAGUCCAGAAGGGAGACAGAUAAAGUAGGGUACACUUUAGGGCAGACCUAAGUUAUCUAUCAAUUGAUUUGUGUUUAACACCCUCAAAAUCACAACGAAUUAGGAGUCCUACAACACCGGUGUAGUUACUGUUACAGGCAUGUCAGCAUCAACAAAGCUAGAUCUCACAGACUGUUAGAGCUAAAUAGAAAGGUCGGGUCAGUUUUUUAUCUAAAUAUUAGAAGCCAGAUUUAAAUGCUUUUUAUUAUUAUGUUUUUAUAUUUAGUUUGCAUAUUAAGAUUUUCUGCUUCAUUAGUUCAUCCUGCUGUUGUUUUUCUGUUACAAAGUGUGGGUAAUUCUGCUGAUGUGCUCAGGGUAAAAGUUAAUCUGACAAGCAGUUUUUGAGGCAACAGUUUUCUUUUUACCUCGGUAUCUGUCUGAGCCCCUAUCUGUUUAUGCUCCAGAAAAAAACAUGAGGUCCAGUUCAAGAUUAAUGCUAUCGAUCCCUCGGGCUAAACUCAACUCACUUGUGCUGAUCGAGCCUUCUCUGUGGCAGGUCUCUGUGGCGGCACACUAGAGCCACUAAUCUCAAAAAUGUCUGACUUAUAAAAUAUGAUAUAUAUAUAUAUGUAGCAGUAUGAGUUCAUGAAGGAAGUUCCAUAAAAUAAAGUGAAAUUGAAAAUAAAUCAUAAUCAACAUAGUUUUAAAUGUAAAAGAAAGUGUUUCUCUGGAUUUGAAUUGAAAAGAGAUUAUGUUACAAUGAAUGUUCAUGUAAAAAUGUGCUAAAGACAAAUCUAACUGAAGUAGAAUUACAUAAACUGAAUGAAGCAUGACGUUAACUAGAUAACUAUAGUUUAAGUGAUUUGAUUGUUGUUUUGUGAUUUUUACUAUUUGAUUUAGCUUUUGCUUUUCUUUUGCUAAAUUCAUUUAAUAAAAUUUCCUGCAAUUAAA